Molecule: messenger RNA, 1119 nt
Organism: Cyclopterus lumpus (lumpfish)
Lineage: Eukaryota; Metazoa; Chordata; Actinopteri; Perciformes; Cyclopteridae
Gene: hao1
Product: hydroxyacid oxidase (glycolate oxidase) 1
Exons: 8
Coding region: 1-1119 (372 amino acids)
Molecular function (GO): FMN binding; oxidoreductase activity
Source: RefSeq, a predicted model, not a curated record
AUGUCGGUGCAGCGUGUGUGUGUGGCCGACUUUGAGGUAGAAGCCAAGCGAGUUCUUCCUAAAGCGGUGUAUGACUACUACCGCUCAGGAGCCGAUGAGCAACACACUCUAGCUGACAAUGUCGCUGCCUUCAACAGGUGGCGUCUUGUCCCCCGGGUGUUGAGGGAUGUGUCCACAGUGGAUCUCUCUGUCUCUGUGCUGGGCCACAAGCUCAGCAUGCCUGUCUGUGUUGCCGCCACAGCAAUGCAGAGGAUGGCUCAUCCUGAAGGAGAGACAGCUACAGCAAGAGCAUGCCGAGCAGUGGGGACAGGGAUGAUGCUGAGCUCCUGGGCCACCUCCACUAUAGAGGAAGUGAUGUCAGCAAUGACAGCCUCACCAGGCGGCGGCGUCAUGUGGCUGCAGCUCUACAUCUAUAAGGACCGAGAGCUCACAAUCUCCUUGGUCCGCCGGGCAGAAGAGGCCGGCUACAAGGCUAUCUUUGUUACCGUGGAUACGCCAUACCUGGGAAGGAGACGGGAUGACAUGCGCAACCAUUUUAAACUGCCCCCACACCUGAGCCUGUCCAACUUCUCAUCAGCCUCCCUGGCUUUCUCUGAGGGAAACUACGGCAAUGACAGUGGUUUGGCUGUUUACGUUGCCAAGGCAAUAGACCCCUCUCUCUGUUGGGACGACAUCACAUGGCUAAAAAAACAUACAUACCUACCAGUGAUUGUGAAAGGGGUAGUUAAUGGUGAUGAUGCCGCACAGGCUGUGACCUAUGGCGUCGACGGCAUCCUGGUGUCCAAUCACGGAGCUCGACAACUGGAUGGGGUUCCUGCCACACUGGAUGUGUUGGAGGAGGUGGUGCAGGCAGUGCAGGGUCGCUGUGACGUCUACAUGGACGGAGGAGUGCGGCGGGGUACCGACGUCCUCAAGGCCUUGGCCCUGGGAGCGAAGGCCGUGUUCGUCGGCCGCCCGGUGCUGUGGGGCCUCGCCUGCCAGGGGGAACAGGGAGUUACAGAGGUUCUGGAACUUCUAAAAGGGGAGCUGCGACUCGCUAUGGCCCUGUCAGGUUGUCGCUCUGUGUCUGAGGUGAGCAGGUCCCUGGUCAGGAGAGUGGAGUUCACCUCCAGGAUGUAA